AUGAUACACCCACAAGCAAAGGAAAAAUCAAAAGAACUCAGAAGUGCAAUUAAAUCAAUUCCAAUGACUUACAAAUUACUGAUUAUUAUUCUGGUUUUCCUUGCCGUUGCCUCAAAAAUUCAGAUGUUUGAAGAACUUGAUUAUGAUUUUCAUCCCAUGCUACAUAGUAUGGAAUAUAUUGAACGAGAUGUUCGUAGUUUUCGUUGUACUACUCCGAAGCAGCGUAGUGAAAAGCGCUGCCGAGAUCACUGUCAACACAAACAACACAAAACUGGUCGUUGUAUUCCAAAAAAGGGUGGUACAUAUUGUCAUUGUAUACAAUCUGUUCGUCCGAAAUCGAUUUGA
Messenger RNA from Adineta ricciae, 345 nucleotides. The record is from the annotation of a GenBank genome assembly. NCBI's taxonomy places the organism in Eukaryota, Metazoa, Rotifera, Eurotatoria, Adinetida, Adinetidae.